AUGCAACUUGUUGAACAAAAACGUGUUGAUCUUGAUAUGGACAUAAACCAGUACUUAACGGAAUCUGGUUAUCGUAUUUUUCAUCCACAGUAUCCUUCUCAUUCGAUUACUUUACGUCAAUUACUCUCACACUCAGCAUCGAUUGCUGUCAAUGAAAAUACACAAAUAAGCUUAUAUAAUACGGGCGAUACUGCUUUCGAACAGUCGACUUUAGCUGAUACAUUGUUCACUCUUCUGAAUUCAAAUACGUUGAACUGGUUACCAGAAGCACCUGGCAGCGUAUCAUUUUACUCGAAUGAGGGUUCAUCUCUUGCUGCAUUAGUUGUUGAAAGAGUAACAAAUAUUUCUUUUGAUCAAUAUGUCAAAGAUCGUAUUUUGAAGCCUCUCAAUGUUGAUGUCAGUCGAGUAGGUGUUCGUCUAGCUGAUUUUCCAAAUCGAGAGGAGCUCGUUAAACAUUAUGCGUAUGCACCCAAUACGAGUAAUCUAAAUGAUUGGCUUAAAAUAAUGCCACAAUUGAAUAUUAUACCACUUCUAGAUAGUUUUCCAACUUGGUUAUACAUUCCAUUCUUUGGCUUUAGUGCCUAUCCUGCUGGUCUUUUUCGUAUGUCAGCUAGUUCUUUAUCCAAAUUUCUUCGCAUGUUUAUCAAUAAAGGAUUCCCCAUUCUAAGUGCUCGAUCAAUUUUAGAAAUCAAAACAAUAGUCGGUGCUGGCUUAAUACCUGAUUACAUUCAAAAUACGAGCAAUGAUGCUGAUGGCAUACCAUCACUUUUUUUCGGACUUAGUUGGUACUGGGCAACUUUGAGUGAUGGACGACGAUACAUUGGUCAUAGUGGUUCACUUCCAGGUUCAAGACAUUUGAUGUUGGUCAACGAAAAGAGUACUCUUGGUGUGAUUGUUCUAUCAAAUGGAGAUUCAAACGGGCCAGGAAAUCGUACAUUCGAAGUGUAUCAAACACUGGAAAAUAUCCAUCUAAGAUUGUUUGAAUGCUUUGAGAGUUCUAUUUAG
Messenger RNA from Rotaria sp. Silwood1, 1005 nucleotides. The record is from the annotation of a GenBank genome assembly. NCBI's taxonomy places the organism in Eukaryota, Metazoa, Rotifera, Eurotatoria, Philodinida, Philodinidae.